Messenger RNA from Nicotiana attenuata, 540 nucleotides. Its product is annotated as protein MNN4-like. The record is from RefSeq and is a predicted model, not a curated record. Bases 1 to 540 code for a protein of 179 amino acids. NCBI's taxonomy places the organism in Eukaryota, Viridiplantae, Streptophyta, Magnoliopsida, Solanales, Solanaceae. The transcript has 3 exons.
AUGUUAGCCAGAAAAACUGUAUCUUCUGGUUCUCUGAGAAAAGCUCUAAAUGAGAAAUUGAGGGCUAGCCAGAAGAAGGAAGGUUCUGCUAAGGAAUCUGACUCCACCUCUGAGUCUGAAACUUUUAUCUCUGCCAGCGAAGGUGAAGAACAUGGGUAUUCUAACACUGACAAGAAUCAAGAAACCCCCGGUGAGGUAAAUACUUGCUUGGUAUUCUCUGAUGUAAUAGAAAAGGUAGAUAAUAGGGUCAAACAAAGUGAGGCAGAGUUGCAAAAAACUCUGGAAGAAAGCAGGAAAAAGAAGAAGGAGAAGGGAAAGGCUAAAGUUGUGGAAAGCUCUAAGGCUGCAGAAGAGGAAGAGGAGGAGAUGGAACUGAUGCAUCAAGAGAUAGGUACAACUGUGAAGGUUCCCACUCCCAAACCAAAAAGAUCUAAGACUUCUUCAAAGAAGUCUUCUAAACCUGUAUCUACUGAACCCUCCUUAGCCAAAAGAACCAGAACUGCAGUGAAAGGGAAACAAAAUGCUGAAGAUGUGCCUUAG